AUGAAAAUUUUUUUUAUAGGAAAUUUUAGUAGAUUCAAUUAUUAUUCUACUUCAGUAUUAAAAGGCCUUUAUAAUAAUUCAAUUUGCAAUCAUUUAAAAAAAAAACUAUUUUUACGAAAUUUUAUUUCUAUAAAUGAAGAAGAUAAAUACAAUGAUAACUCCAAUAAACAAAAUAAAGAAAAUGAUAUAGUGGAUGAUAUAUAUAUUCAAAAACAAAAAGAUUUUGUAAACAAAUUUGAAGAGGAAAAUUAUGAUAAAGAAGAGUAUAGUACAGUAAGAAUAUUAAAUAAAAAUGAAACUAGCAAUGAUUUUUUAUUAAAUAAUGAGAAAUAUAUAAAUUUUAUAGAGAAGUAUAAUUAUGAAAAAAUGAGAAAUAAUAAAUCUCCUGAAAAAAAAAAUAAUAGAUUCAGUCAAAACGUAUUGGAAAAUGAUGAAAAAAGUUUAUGGGAAAUUUUAAAAGAAAAAGAAGAUUAUUUAAGAAACAAAAAAAAAUUGAAAGCAUAUCAAAAAGAUAUUGAUCAUAAAAUGAGUAGAGAGAGUGAAAAAAUAAAAAAAGAAGAAAAAUUUAUUGAAUUAGAUCAAAAUAAAAAAAAAAAUAGAGAACAAUUAAAUAGUGAUACUAAAAUUAAAAAUAAAAAAAAAAAUAAUAUGAAGGACAUACAUGAUGACAUUGAUUUGUUUUUAAAAAAUGAUGAAACGUAUGUCAAUGAUAUAAAAUCGUAUGAUGAAAUUUACGAGGAUUCUUCAAAAAGGAUUAGUGAAAAUAAUAAGAAUGAGAAACUAGAGGAAGAAAAUUGCUCAAAUAAUAAAAUAAAUUAUGAAAAGGAUGAUCUUAAUAUAAAUAAUAUAAUUCAAGAAGAUUUUAAGUAUCAUAAUAUUUAUGAUGAAAUAAAUAAAUACAAUAAUGAACAAAAAAAAUUAACUAGUGAUAUUUUAAUUAAUGAUUUGAAUUCUCCAAAUAAUAUAAAUUCUCCAAAUGUCGUGAAUAAUUUACUCUUUGUUGAAGAAACAGAUCAUAUUACAGCAAAAAGAUGCCUUAAUAAUUUAUCAAAAGAGAAUGGAUUAAUGAAAAACGAUGAUAUAAAUAAAAAGAGUGAAUCUCAAAAAGAUGCUGAAAUAAAAAAAGGAGAUGUAAUAAAAAAUAAUAGUGAAAUGGAAGGAAAAAAUGUUAUUAAAGUUGAAUCUUCUGAAAUAAUAAAAAGAUUAAGUGGAGAAUCUUUAAGCACCAUUAUUGAUGGAAAUAUAGACAAUUUAAUAAUACAAAGAGAAAUAAAGAAAGAAAAAACAGUGAAUGGGAUAAUAAGUGUAGUUUAUAAUAAUUUACAUAAUUGCGAUAAUAUUAAUUUAAGUAGUGCACUUCUUAAAAUAUCUAAAUUAAUAGAUUCAUAUCAAAAACAAAGCAUAAUAAAAAAUUAUAUGUAUUUGUGUAUUUUAAAAAAAAUUGAAGAAAAUUUAAGUUUAUUUGAAAUUUCUAACUUAGUUCAAAUAUUUUAUGCGUUCGUUAAAAUUGAUCAUUUGCCCUUUUUUUUUAAUUGUAUCAUUAAUCUUAUUAAUGAAAAAAUAAAUGAGAUAGAAGCAAAACAUAUAUGCAGUAUUUUAUAUACAUUAAGUAAUAUAAUUAUUGAAACAAAUGAAAGUAGAAAUUUAAAAAAUAAAAUUAUUGAUAUAAUUAAAUCAAAUAUUUCAAUGUUUGUAUGUUUAAAUGAUGUUAUUUGCUUACUUACAGCAUUAUCUAAAUUAAAAUAUAAAGAUGUAAAUACUUACUAUCAGUUGUCAAAAAAAAUAGAAGAAAAUUUAGAUCAAUUAAGUAUGAAAAAUAUAAGCAAUAUAUUGUGGUCUUUUAGUAAUGUUAAUUAUACAUGUAAAUUAGUCAAAAAAGUUAAAAAAAUUAUAGAAAAAAAUAUUCAUGAUUCUAGUUAUUUAGAUGUUAUUAAUAUAAUAUAUUCCUUAACAAAAUUGAAUGAAUAUGAUGAUUAUCUUUAUAAUGAUGUAUUUUAUAAUGCUAUUAAUAUUUAUAUACAUAAUAUGAGUAUAAAAAAUUUAUGCAUUAUUUUGUGGUCCUAUACUUUUGCAAACGUAGAUAAACCAGAUUUGUAUAUUAAUAUUUUGACAAAAAUAAACGAAAAUAUGAAGCAUAUUAGUAGUAAAGAUGUUGUUUCUAUAUUAACGUGUUUAAGUAGAAUUAAAUUUAAUUAUAGAUAUAAGCAUCUCUUUAAUCAUUUAAAAAAUAAGGUAAUAAAAAAUCUAUAUGCAUUUACUCCAUUGCAACUGACCAAUGUUAUAUAUCAUUCAUCAUUUUUAGAUAUAUAUGAUCACAAAUAUUAUUAUUUAUUAGUUCAACAAAUUUAUCAAAUAAGAAAAUUGUUGUAUUUAGAAAAUUUAACGUUAAUAUUAUAUUCGUUAAAAAAUAUAUAUUACUUAAAUGUAAAAAAUCUUGAUGUUUUUAAAUUAAUUUCUUAUAUUUUAGAACAAAUAAAAAAGAAGUAUAAAUUAUUGUAUGGAGAAGAUUGUAUAAAUAUAAUGCUAAUAAUAAAUGAUUUAAUGAAAUAUACCAAUCAGGGUUAUUUAAAUUUCUCCUAUAUUUCUGAAUAUAAAAAUAUGGAUAAUAAAUAUUACUUAAAUACAUUAAAUAAUGAAAAUGAAUCAUAUGCAAACAAUUAUGUGGAUAUAUUCAAUGAUAAUGUAAACAUAAAUCAAUUAAAUAUUGAAAGUGAAGAAGAAGUCUAUUUACCAUAUAUAAAUGAUUUAUUAUAUGAACAGAUAAAAAUCAGAUUAAAUAAUUUCUGGCAAUUAAGCAUUAAGGAUGUUAAUAAUUUAUUAAUUAUUUUGAAAAAUGGUAAUAUAUAUGAUGAUGUAAUAAUAAAUAUGAUAAUGAGACAAAUUAUUCCAAUAUUAUUAAAAAGUUCAAAUAUAGAAUUUUUAAUUUUUUUAAGUAAUAUUACAGCAAAUCGGAAUUUGAAAUUUAUAGCAUUAACGCAUUUGUCUCGUAGACCAAAAUUAAUAAGUGUAUUUAAAAAAAAAAUUAAUUCAAUAACUCAAAAUAUAUUAAAUAAUUAUGGGGAAGAUGAAAAUGAUUAUUCCAUUUAUAAUAAUAAACAAUUAAUUAAUAAUUCAGAUAAAGAAUGUGAUACAAGUCACAAUGAAAAAAAUAAAGAAGAAAAAAGGAAUAUUAUAAAUAAUGAAGAAUUAAAAAAUAGCAAUAAUACAUAUAAAGAUGUUGAGGGUAUUAAGGAAAAUAUAAACAACUUUUUAAAAAUUAAAUAUUGUAAUAAUGAAAUUGUAACAAAUAAUAGUGAUAUUGAAUUAAAUUAUGAUAUUAAAAAGAGAAGCAAAAUAGACAUAAAUAGUUGUAUAGCACUUUGCUAUGCCUGCUUUAAUAUUCAUUAUGAAGAUGACAAUAUUUUGAAAUUAUACGAUGUCAUUGAACAUAUGAUUAUAGAAGAAAAAAAGCCUAUAAAUUCUUUUAUGUUAAUAAAUUUUUUAUAUGUUUUAACUUUAACAAAUAAUAAGAUGGAUUUAGUUAGAAAAUUAUCAGAGGAAUACAUGAAUCAUAGAUAUAGUUAUGAUAUAGAACAAAAUAAUUUGAAUCUUUACAAUGAACAACAUAAUGAUUCUAGACAUGAAGGAAAUGAAAUAGGAAAUGUGAAAUCAGUUUUAAGUUUUAAUUUAUUUUACGAUUCAAAUGAUAAAUUGUCUUCGUAUAUCCAAAAAGGAGAUGAAGAUAUUUCUUUAUUAUUAUUAAAAUUAUUAUAUGUAAACAUUUUGUUAAACAAAUAUAACUAUUUAUAUCAUAUAUUAAGUGAAAUUUGUAAAUAUUAUGAUGAUAUAUAUUCAUAUGAAUUUAUUAUGUUAUCAAAACAAGUAUGCUAUCAUAUUUAUAAUUUUUCUAAUUUUUUUUGUAAAAAUAAAGAUAUGCAUCAUAUAUGGAACAAAGUAUUAGAUAAUGUAUAUAUUAACGAGGAAAAUAUAUAUUUAGAUUUAAAUUAUGAAAAAACAAAUGUUAAUCUUAUCGAUGAAAAAGAUAAUAAAACAAUAAAUUUUUCAUUAAAUAAUAAAAAAAUAUGCAAAUCAUUAGAUAAUAAUAUGAAUAUUGCAAAGUUUUUUUAUUAUAUUUUGAAUUAUAAUAUAGAUGAUAUCAAUAACAGAAAUAUUAAUUAUUUAACAUCUAAAAAAGAAAAAAAAAAAAUUAAAAUGUUUCAUUUUGAUCAUAUUAUUAGUGAUAUUUUAAAUUUCUUGAAUAUUCAAUAUAAAGGGUCUUAUAUUCAUGAAAAUAUUUAUAAAAUUUGUUGUUCGUUUCCUUAUGAAAGGCAUUUAAUAGAUUUACUUUUAUAUGAAGAUGUUUUAUUUCCAUCAAAUAGACCAUUAUUAUCUUCAGAAUUAAGACAAAAACAACUUGCUUUAAAAGGUUGGACAGUUCAUUCAUUAAAUUUUAGAGAUAUAUAUAACAGCAUAAAAGAUAAAAAUAUUAUUUGCUAUAUUUUUAAUAUUUGCAAAAAGAUAAAAAAAGAUUUAAACAGUUUUCCAAAUAAUGAAAAAAUAAUGGAAGAAAAGGAGUUUUGGGAAAAUAUCAAAUAUGCAAAUAUUUAA
Molecule: messenger RNA, 4587 nt
Organism: Plasmodium gallinaceum
Lineage: Eukaryota; Apicomplexa; Aconoidasida; Haemosporida; Plasmodiidae
Product: conserved Plasmodium protein, unknown function
Exons: 4
Coding region: 1-4587 (1528 amino acids)
Source: RefSeq, a predicted model, not a curated record